Staurois parvus is the source of this 1974-nucleotide messenger RNA. Lineage: Eukaryota; Metazoa; Chordata; Amphibia; Anura; Ranidae. The record is from the annotation of a GenBank genome assembly.
AUGCAGAACAUAACCAUCAGCCAAUAUGCUUGCAAUGACCAGGUGGCUGUUUCUGUAAUGUGGACAGCUAGUCCUACUGGCAUCGAGUAUCUGAAAGGUUUUCGCAUUAUUCUGGAAGAACUGAAAUCUGAGGGGCGGAUGUGUCAGCAGAUGGUGCUCAAGGACCCCAAGCAGCUGAAUUCCAGCUUUAAAAAAGUUGUUAUGGAGACCCAGCCGUUCAUGAACCUGAAGUUUGAAACUGAUUACUUUGUGAAAAUUGUCCCGUUUCCUUCAAUAAAAAACGAAAGCAACUAUCAUCCAUUUUUCUUCAGAACCCGCACAUGCGAGACAUUACUGCAGCCAGAAAACUUAACCUGCAGGCCAUAUUGGAAACCAAAGAAUGUGAAUGUCACUCAGCAAGGUGUCAACAUGCAGGUGUCAUUUGACCAUGCCCCUUAUAACUUUGGGUUUAACGCCUACUAUGUCAACUAUAGAAUGAAGCACGAUGCUUCCUUUAAACAGAAGGUCUGCAGACAGGUUCAGAACUCGGAUUAUACAAACUGUCUGCUACAGAACGUCUCUCCUGGGGAUUAUGUCAUUGAGCUUCUUGAUGACACUAACACAACCAGACGCUCCAUGCAUUAUUCACUCAAACCAGUGCAUUCUCCUUGGGCUGGACCAAUCCGUGCCAUUGCCAUUACCGUUCCUUUAGUCAUUAUUUCAGCCUUUGCAACACUGUUUACUGUUAUGUGCCGGAAAAAGCAACAAGAAAACAUCUAUUCCCAUCUUGAUGAGGAGAGUUCUGAGUCCUCUACAUAUGCUGGAAGCCUACAUGUUGAAAAACCACGUCCACGGCCAAAAGUGUUUAUUUGCUAUUCCAACAAAGACUGCCAGAAACAUAUCAAUGUGAUCCAGUGUUUUGCUCAUUUCCUGCAGGAUUUCUGUGGAUGUGAAGUUUCUCUGGACUUGUGGGAAAACCUAAAAAUUUGCAAAGAAGGUCAGAGGGAGUGGCUGAAACAGAAGUUGAAAGACACUCAUUACAUCAUCAUUGUGUGCUCCAAGGGUUUGAAGUAUUUUGUAGAGAAGAAGAAGAAGAAGAGCAAGGUCACCAAUCUUGAGUCUGGGAAAGGGGAGAUCUUUGUGAGCGCCAUGUCCAUGAUCACUGAAAAGCUGACCAAGGCCCAGGGCAGCUCCGAUAGUUCAGAUGACCUAAGUAAAUUCAUCACGGUUUACUUUGAUUACUCAAGUGAGAAUGAUAUUCCUGGGGUUCUUGAUAGAACAAAGAAAUACAAACUCAUGGAUCACCUUCCCCAACUCUACUACCACCUGUAUUCCAAGGAGCUAAGCUUGCAGGACCACGAACAGUACCCAACUAACAUCAGCAAGCGCAACUAUUUCCGCAGCAAAGCUGGGCGCUCCUUGUAUGUCGCCAUUUGUAACAUGCACCAGUAUAUUGAACAGGAACCAGACUGGUUUGACAAGCAGCAUGCUCCAUCUCACUCUCCUGCUCAGCAUUGCCAGGAACCGGUGAUGGAGAAAUUUGACUCGGGCCUAGUGUUAAAUGAUGUUGCCGUGAAACAGGUGACAGAGCAUGAUCUGCCUGUGCGAUCAGAAGUGCUGACAUCAGCAGACUGUCAUUCACAAGUGCAGAAUAUUGAUACUGGGGAGGAGUUGGAAGUACCAGUCACUCAUGUUGAGUGUUGUGUUCUGCAGCCAGUGCUCCAUUCUGUGAAGGUGGUCAACCAGACAGACAUGCCUCGGGACUCUGGGAUAUACGAUUCUUCUGUUCCUUCUUCUGAGCUUUCAUUGCCAUUAAUGGAUGGACUACUGCCUGACCAGAUAGAAACCUCAUCUAUUGCAGAGAGUAUUUCAUCAUCUUCAGGACUAGGAGAGGAAGAGCCAACGAUCCCAAAAUCAGUGGUGUACAGCGUGUGCAAAGCAGAUCUCCACUGCCACAUUCACCCGGAUGAGCUCCAAGCCGUUGCACCUUUGUAG